Molecule: messenger RNA, 201 nt
Organism: Ostreobium quekettii
Lineage: Eukaryota; Viridiplantae; Chlorophyta; Ulvophyceae; Bryopsidales; Ostreobiaceae
Source: the annotation of a GenBank genome assembly
AUGGAUCUGGGGGAGGCCAAGAGGAGGCGGGAGGAGCGCAAGCUGGAGCUGCGCAAAGCCGCCGGCGAGGCCAUGGCCACUGGCGGCGAUGUCGCCUUGGCCGGCAUGGACAGCGACUACAGCAUGCCGGACGACCACUCCCCAAACACGCAUGGCAGGAAGAGCCGCACGGUGCCUCCAAAGGAGACCACCAGCGCGUAG